CCUAGCUUGCUUCUGACCACCGCAUCCAUCACAGCGCCCGAGCCCAGAUCGACUCUAGCUUAAUUACUAGCAGAGGAGAGGAGUUCGCCGUCGGGAGGAAGAAGAAGAAGAUUUGUGAUGGGGAGGUCGCCGUGCUGCUGCCACGACGCCGGCGUGAAGAAGGGGCCGUGGACGGAGGAGGAGGAUAAGGCGCUGGUGGAGCACAUCCAGAAGCGCGGCGGGCACGUCGGCAGCUGGCGCGGCCUGCCCAAGGCCGCCGGGCUCAACCGCUGCGGCAAGAGCUGCCGCCUCCGCUGGACCAACUACCUCCGCCCCGACAUCAAGCGCGGCAACUUCUCCGACGACGAGGAGCGCCUCAUCAUCGCCCUCCACGCCGGCCUCGGCAACAAGUGGGCGACGAUCGCGACGCACCUGGAGGGCCGGACGGACAACGAGAUCAAGAACUACUGGAACACGCACAUCCGCAAGAAGCUCCUGCGCAUGGGCGUCGACCCCGUCACCCACCAGCAGCUGCCACCCGACCACCACCUCGACGGCGCCUCCGCCUCGCUCCUCCCCGAGGCGCUCCUAUGGGCGGCGGCCGCGGCAAGACUCGGGGGCCUAGACACCGGCGCACUCAGGCAGGCGCAGCUUCUGCAGCAUCUCCUCCAUACCAUCGGCUCCAACAACGACGCAACUAACCUCAUCGCCAACCUAGCUGCAGCAAACUCAGUGCUGAACUCAAGCAGCAGGAUCGUUCCAAGCCACCUGCUCCAGGAUCAAAUGAACAUGUUGUCUGGUACGAACUAUCUGCAGCCGGGCUACCUCUGUAACACCACCUCCAAUUUUACAGAGCAGGACGUGGUGCAGCAGCAGCUGAUCAAGGAUAUGUCUCCUGGAACGAGCACCUUUGAAGCAGCUGGACCAGCUGAUCAGCACUGCAACACUACUGCUGCAUUCGCAGCGCGUGAUGUUGCACCGGCGGUUGACAUGCUGCCGGUGCAGGAGUUUGCCGGCUUGAUGGAGCCCAUGGAACUACAACUACCCAAUCUAUGCUCACUGGAGAGCGAUUCUUUCUGGAAGGACCUACUGGAGGACGGCUACCGUUUGUAGUUCCAUUUUCCGGAUGAAAUAGAUGUGUUGUGUAUGAUAGUUUUGUACAUAAUCUAUAACGCGGUUGAACUUCAUGCAACCAGGCCUGAUACAUGUAGAGAUCGGUGUUAGAUUCAUCAUAGAGGUGUAGAUGAGAUGAUACAACAUGCAUUGAUCUGUUUGUGUGUUUAUUAUGAUCCUUGCAAUAGAUUCAGUUUUUGUCAUUGUGGCUGAAGGUUGUCAAUUGCUGAUUUGAAGUGACUCGUGAUGUCAAUUAACAUAUUGCCACUCAGCAACUAUAAUGAGAUU
Hordeum vulgare subsp. vulgare (domesticated barley) is the source of this 1380-nucleotide messenger RNA. Its product is annotated as transcription factor MYB41-like. Bases 118 to 1092 code for a protein of 324 amino acids. The record is from RefSeq and is a predicted model, not a curated record. The transcript has 2 exons. NCBI's taxonomy places the organism in Eukaryota, Viridiplantae, Streptophyta, Magnoliopsida, Poales, Poaceae.